Messenger RNA from Chelmon rostratus (copperband butterflyfish), 1515 nucleotides. It is a transcript of the gene wnt10b, whose product is annotated as wingless-type MMTV integration site family, member 10b. The transcript is spliced from 4 exons. Gene Ontology annotation, molecular function: frizzled binding; cytokine activity. Bases 92 to 1381 code for a protein of 429 amino acids. Lineage: Eukaryota; Metazoa; Chordata; Actinopteri; Chaetodontiformes; Chaetodontidae. Gene Ontology annotation, cellular component: extracellular region. Gene Ontology annotation, biological process: multicellular organism development; canonical Wnt signaling pathway; neuron differentiation. The record is from RefSeq and is a predicted model, not a curated record.
UACUCCACUCUUCUUCUUUUUGAUAUUCUUGUUCAACACAGGACGUUAUCACCAGUGUUUUAAUGUCACGUCGCGACAGCCGCUUAACAAAAUGGAGCUAUCAAACAAACUCCGUUGGGACCAAUUCCUGAUUUUGGCAGCAGCACUUCUGUCACCUGCAUUAACGGUGCUGUGUAAUGAUAUCCUCAGCCUGAAGGUGGCAGGAGAUCCAGUGCUAACCCCUAACUCAGUGUGCCUGAGGCUGGCAGGCCUCAGCAAACGUCAGAUGCGGAUGUGUGUGCGGAGCCCUGAUGUGACAGCGUCCGCUCUGCAGGGCAUCCAGGUGGCCAUCCACGAAUGCCAGCACCAGCUCCGGGAUCAGCGCUGGAACUGCUCCUCACUGGAGGGCCUUGGCAAGCUUCCCCAUCACAACACUGUCCUCAACAGGGGUUUUCGCGAGAGUGCCUUCUCCCUGGCCUUGUUGGCAGCGGGUGUGGCUCACUCUGUGGCCUCAGCCUGCAGCAUGGGCAAGCUGCGGGGGUGUGGCUGUGAGGCCAAGCGUCGCCAGGACGAUGACAAGAUCCGGCUGAAACUCACACAGCUGCAGCUGCAGACCCUGCAGAAGGGUGGGGUAGGCCUCGGCAUGCCACGCUCAUUACCCUCAGAGCUAAACGGUCACCAUGGCGACCUGCCCGCUAACCUGCGCUCCACCCACCCCUCCGCCCUGCUCAAGCCAUUACCAGAUGAGCUAAGCUCCAUGCAGGAGACCUGGGAGUGGGGGGGCUGCAGUCAUGACGUCCGUUUUGGGGACCGUUUUUCCAGGGACUGGCUCGACUCCCGCGGGUCUCCAAGAGACAUCCACGCUCGCAUGAGGAUUCAUAACAACCGGGUGGGACGACAGAUAGUGACUGACAACAUGAAGAGGAAGUGCAAAUGUCAUGGCACAUCAGGGAGCUGUCAGUUUAAGACCUGCUGGCAUGUGUCUCCAGAGUUCCGGGUUGUGGGUUCUUUACUCAAGGAAAAGUUCCUGUCAGCCAUCUUUGUCAACUCCCAGAACAAGAACAAUGGGGUUUUCAAUCCUCGAAUGGGAAACGGCGCCAGCGGGAGCACGGGAGGGCUCAACGGAGGUCGCCGUCGAAGCAUGUCCAGAGAGCUGGUGUACUUUGAGAAGUCUCCUGAUUUCUGUGAGCGCGAUGCAUCCGUAGACUCUCCAGGUACACAAGGACGCAUCUGCAACAAAACCAGCUACAGCACAGACAGCUGCAGCUCGCUGUGCUGCGGCCGGGGACACAACAUUUUGAAACAGACACGCAGCGAGCGCUGCAAUUGUAGGUUCCACUGGUGUUGCUACGUGCUGUGUGAGGAGUGUCGUCUCACAGAGUGGGUCAACGUGUGCAAGUAGAUCGCAGUUCUCCCACUCCCAGCUGCCUUUACCCAUCCAGGACUCAAGAUGGCGAGCCUGUCCCUUCGCCCACUCCUGUUGUUCGAGCGUUUGUUUUGCUCCUUGUGUAACUCUCCCAGAGAAUCUGUUUAUUC